Molecule: messenger RNA, 4588 nt
Organism: Myxocyprinus asiaticus (Chinese sucker)
Lineage: Eukaryota; Metazoa; Chordata; Actinopteri; Cypriniformes; Catostomidae
Product: zinc finger protein 239-like
Exons: 1
Coding region: 2478-3509 (343 amino acids)
Biological process (GO): regulation of transcription by RNA polymerase II
Cellular component (GO): nucleus
Molecular function (GO): DNA-binding transcription activator activity, RNA polymerase II-specific; RNA polymerase II cis-regulatory region sequence-specific DNA binding
Source: RefSeq, a predicted model, not a curated record
ACAAUAACAUUAGCUAGCAGGUUAGCAGAGGCCUACAGCUGUGCACUGGGUGUACACCGUAGCCAUAACACAAAACUCUGCAUUUGAACUCUCGGUAGCAGAUGAAUCCACAAAUAAUCAAGCAUACUUGCAGGUUGUAAGCACCAGAUUGUCCCAACAAAGUGGGAACUGCACCAUCUUUCAGGAGUAACCAUCUUGAAAAUUCGAUAUUGGUUAUGGUUGUACUGCCGUGGAAUAGUAAUAAAAAUCAAUUUUAAACACUUAUUCUUCAAUUCGUCUGCCUUUGGAAGUCCAAACAAAGAGGUUUUGCUUUUGCAGUGAAGAAAACAACGUCUUCUCGACAUGGCGACAACACUAACCCAACUCAUCCUGGCCUCGGCAUUAACUACAUUUGUUUGAGGGCAGGCCAAUGUAGCCCGUAGGCGGGCAUUUUUCAAAUGUGUUACAUAGUGACGUAGAUACCUCAAGGAAGGAAUGGCCGGACUACAAUCCAGCCGUUUAUUGUAGUUCUUGAGCAGUGUUGUCUGUGGGAGAAAAUAACUCCUUUUUGCAUGGACUUUGUGCUUUAUAACUUUGCAGACCUUUUACAUGCACAAGCAGCUACAUUACACACUAAAGGAAAGGUAAAAUCCUAUAAAGCAUAAUAGGGCCUCUUUAAUUUAAAGAUUGUGUAAUGGCAAAUGUUAAAAAAAACUUUUUUCUAACAAAGCAGCGUUCUGAAACAUCAUGUAAAUGAGAACGCCAAUUCUCUUACGCUGCUUAAUAGAUUAAGAGAAAGCGGCUUAACACACCUAGGUUUCUCCCAGAAAACGCAGCUUAAUGUGGCCAUGUAAACACAUACGUGGCAUUCUAACGUUUUUUUGGAGGAGUGCGAAUGUGUGUGGAAUAGACCGGAGAACAAACGUCUUAGGUUGGAGUCCAACAACAAGUUAACAGCGGAAAGAAUUCAACAUUUCUUUGAAUACAGCGGGAAAAGCACAUACACUAUAAACAAUACCCAUUUACACACACCAAUGUAAAAUAUCGAUGGUCCCUCACGUUCACGUAUAUGCGCUGGUACAUUGAGGGAAUCCCAGAGUUUUAUUUAAGAGUGAAACCCCACUAUUGCAGCGCAAUUCUGCUGUAGGUCACGAUAGAAAUUUAAGGAAACACAGCAACAACUCUGGAAUAUCUGGAAAUAAAGCGAAGCAACAGAGAGUAAAGUAUUGAAGUCUUCAUCGGAUACCAUAUGUAUUAUUUACACAAGCGUCGCGGGGAAAUUACAUUGCUGUGGAGAAAGCUGCUUAUUGAUUGAGCCGAUUGUAUAUGGGAAUAAAGAAACGCCGCUUAAAACGUGCAUGUAAACAGGAAUGCUGCUUUCUCGCAAAAAGCUGCUUUCUGGUGUCCAUGUAAUCGUAGUCAGUGUUAAUGACACAGUGACACAAAGGAGGAGAUGCACACUUUAUUUCUGUGGAGUGAUAAAAUGAUGAAACGAAAUCUCAAAGGUUUUGCUUCAUGAGAAAUAAGGACUCGUGGGUUUAAUCAACGAGCGUGUGAAAGUGAAGAAAUUAGGAUGGAAAUAUUUUACCAUUGCAUAAAAUAAUAUACAAUAUUAUAUAAUUAUAUAAUAUAAAUAUAAUUUUUUUAUGAGUUCCAAAAACAAUGCAAAUCUAAAAUUGACCAAAACUAAAGUUAACCAGAAAGAGAGACAUAUUUUAAGUAUUUAGAAAUAUUUUGAUAUUGAAAACAUUAUUUUUCAUGUCAUUCAUAAGUUUUUAAAGACUUAAAAGGAAAUAAUAUAUCCCUAUUUUAUUAUUUGAUGUAUAUAUUUGAAGUUACAUAUGUAAAAAUGACUUCUUAAGGUGUAUGAAGCACACAUGCACCUUAAGAAAUAUGACAAUUUAUAUGACAAUUAAUCUUCAUAAUCACAAUUAACUGACAAUUAAUCGUCAGCCAAAUUUCUUAAUUGUGACAGCCCUAGCUGCUGUCCUCCCCUACAAAACAUCUCAUGCUGCGGGUCCAGCGGCGCAACUAAUAUGUCCAGUACCCUCCCCGCUCUGCUCCUGGAUCUGCGAGGAUGCCAGUGUGUGAGCACAGGGAGAUAGAAGCCGUGGUUAAGAGGCUCUUCACAUCAGGUGCACCUCAUCAUCCGCUACCCAAAUGAGGCUUAUUAAAUUGCGCCCUUCCUCUCUCCUGCCCACUCCCAUUGUGAACCGGGCUGAAGGACGGACUUCAGUUCCUCCACAUUUGUUUCUGACUAGUGAAUACUGUUCAUGUCACUCAUAAUGCAAAUUGAACACUCAGAAUUAUAUGAAAGCUGAAUUUUCUCACAUGUAUUUAGUUCUUGAAAAUGAAAAAUUGGUAGUAGUUUGCACAUGAAAAAUAAAUUAAUAGUAGAUGUUUUUGUUCUGCCGGUGUGAUUUCAUUUUUGUUUUUUUUAAUACAUUUGUUCCUGUUGAACUGAUUUUUGUAAAUUUACUGUGUUCAUUGUAGAGCUGAUGGAAGUGAAAGAGGAACGUCAAAAACUGAAAGAAGUGGAGGAGAAACAUGUUUUCACAACUGGAGAAAAAUCUUUGAGUUGCUCAAAGACUAAAAAGAGUUUCUCUCUAAAAAAGCCUCAAAGAACAGCAGCUAAAAAAUCAUUCACCUGCCCUCAAUGUGGAAAAUAUUUCACAAAUGAAAGACGGCUUAAUAUGCACAUGAAAGUUCACAAUGGAAAUGUCACACCUUACACGUGCAAUCAGUGUGGAAAGAGAUUCAGAAGUAAAGAAGGCCUUAAUUAUCACAUAAGGAUUCAUACUGGAGAGAAGCCUUACACGUGCCAUCUGUGUGGAAAGAGUUUCACAUGUGCAGCUAGUCUCGCAUAUCAUAUCCGCUCUCAUUUAGGAAUAAGGCCAUUUGAAUGUGAUAAGUGUGCUAAAACAUUUGUUGGGGAAUCGUGCCUAAAACAACAUCUGAAAGUGCACUCAAAAGAGAAGCCUUACAAGUGUUCUUUUUGUGGAAAGAGUUUUGCAGACCUGUACUAUUUUAAAGAACAUCAGAAAAUUCAUACCGGUGUGAGCGCUCAUAUGUGCUUUGAAUGUGAGAAGACCUUUAUUACAGCCAGCCACUUGACACUGCACCAAAGAAUUCAUACUGGAGAGAAACCAUACAAGUGCUCACACUGUGAAAAGAGUUUCUCUCAGUCAGAAAACCUGAAAAAACAUGAGAGAAUCCAUACUGGAGAAAAACCUUACAAGUGCUCACAUUGUGAAAUGAGUUUCACUUGGUCACAAAGCUUGAAAACACAUGAGAGAAUUCAUACUGGAGAAAAACCUUACAAGUGCUCACACUGUGAAAAGAUUUUUACUCGUUUAGGAAACCUGAAAAGACACAAGAGAAUCCAUACUGGAGAAAAACCAUACCACUGCUCUUCAUGUGGGAAGAGUUUUAACCAAUCAGCUCAUUUACAGAAACAUGUAAAAACAAUUUGCCAAAGUAGUCACAGUGAGCAAAAAUCAUCUUCGGGUUUAGCAAGAUCAAGUAAAUAGUAUGAAAAAUUUGGUAAAUGCAAAGAUGGAGUUUCUCUCAUAAGGGCAACAUCAUCUACAGUAAGGCCCCAUUUGCACCAUUUCAUAUCCGGAUAGUAUUUGGCUAUUCUUUAGCUGGAUUUGAUUUACACCUUGUAGUCAAAUGCGGUAGUUGAAGGGAAUGUUUCCUCCUCUGUCCAAACGGAACUCAUACUUUUCCAUUGUUUAACUCAUUACCUCUAAAUCAUCAUUUCUUGUAGUACGUAUUAGUUCACCAAAAAAUUACAAUUAUAAUUUUCUCACCCUCAUGCCAUCCGAUAUGUAUGAUUUUAUUUGUUCUGCAGAACACAAAGCAGGAUUUUUGGAAGAAUCAUUGUUUUGAGGAAUGAAUGCUAUACAAUGCUUGCAAUUGCCAAAAAACUGAAGAUUUCACACAAAGGUGUACACUACAGUCUUCAAAGACAAAGGACAACUGGCUCUAACAAGGACAGAAAGAGAUGUGGAAGGCCAGAUGUACAACUAAACAAGAGGAUAAGUACAUCAGAGUCUCUAGUUUGAGAAAUAGACGCCUCACAUGUCCUCAGCUGACAGCUUCAUUGAAUUCUACCCGCUCAACACCAGUUUCAUGUACAACAGUAAAGAGAAGACUCAGGGGUGCAGACCUUAUGGGAAGAAUUGCAAAGAAAAAGCCAUAAACAGAAAAACAAAAAGAAAAGGUUAGAGUGGGCAAAGAUACACAGACAUUGGACAACAGAUAAUUGGAAAAGAGUGUUAUGGAUCUUAACCCCAUUGAGCUUUUGUGGGAUCAGCUAGACUGUAAGGUGUGUGAGAAGUGCCUGACAAGACAGUCACAUCUAUGGCAAGUGCUACAGGAAGUGUGGGGUGAAAUGUCACCUGAGUAUCUGGACAAACUGACAGCUAGAAUAACAAGGAUCUGCAAAGCUGUCAUUGCUGCACGUGGAUGAUUUUUUGAUGAGAACUCUUUGAAGAAGUUUUUUUCAAAUUGUAAUAGUAAUGUUUCUUGUUGUUAAUUUCCUGACUAUAUACACUGUAAUCAGUUGAAUGCCACUUUGGUGAAUAAAAGUAUCAAUUUCUUUCCA